ACAUACGAAAUCGCAACAAUAUUCAACACAUUUGUUCAGUUGUGUCAAAUUAAAUGAUUAUUAUAAAUGUGAAUAGGCAAACAGAAGUCUUUUCGUAUGUUCGCUUACAAAGUGAAUUCCAUUUUGUCGCAUCUAAUUUAAAUUCAUCGUAAUUGAACAAAUUGUCUCUAAAGUGAGAGACAUAUAAUCAAGUGUUUCAUUUCAAUCUGCUAAAACACAAUUUACCACUAUGUUUUUGGUGGCAAUAACUGGUGGUAUCGCCACUGGCAAAAGUACCGUGACAAAAAUUUUCAAAGAUAAUGAUAUUCCUGUGAUUGAUGCUGAUCUCAUCGCCAAACAAGUGAUUGACAUCAACACCCCUGCUUACAAGCGUAUCAAGGCAGAAUUUGGUGAGGAAAUACUAUUGCCAAAUGGAGAAAUCAACCGAAUCGCUUUAGGACAAUUGGUGUUCAAUGAUGUUCAAAAACGUCGUACCCUUAAUUCCAUUACACAUCCACCAAUACAUCAAACGAUUUACAAACAAAUUAUCAAAUAUUUUGUGCUUGGCCAUAAUUUUGUCGUACUGGAUUUGCCAUUGUUGUUCGAAACCAGCUGGUUUUUGCCAUAUAUUCACAAAAUUAUUACAGUAACGUGUGAGGAAGAUAUUCAAUUGUCACGCUUGAUGGAUCGUAAUGGAUUAUCAGAAGCCGAUGCGAAAAAGCGAAUUGCUGCCCAAAUGCCAAUCGAAGAAAAAUGCAAGCAAUCACACUUUGUCAUUGAAAAUUCCAGUAGUCUGAAUGAUGCCGAAGAGCAAACUUUAAAAAUAUUGGAGGUUCUCUUGGAAAGCAACCAUCAUUGGCGCAUUCGUGGUUACAUUCUGGCCACGGCAGCAGUCUUCAUAUCCGGUAUCGCUUGGUUACUUAACAAUAAGUUCAAGUUUCUAACCGAAUGAAAUUGAUCGUCGAGACCGCACUCAAAAUGUGUUGACAUAAAUGAGAGCCUGCAUGCACAAUAUAAGUUAUUUCCAAAAAAAAAAUAAGUAAUAAUUUACAUUUUUCAUUCUAAAUUCGAAAAGUUGUUGGUGUAAGGUUAAAAAAACAACUUGGAACAAAUCACAACCAAAAAUCCAUUCAAGGAAUAAUAAAAUUCUGAAAUACAAAGUAA
Contarinia nasturtii (swede midge) is the source of this 1143-nucleotide messenger RNA. RefSeq names its product dephospho-CoA kinase domain-containing protein (gene Dpck). The transcript has 5 exons. The record is from RefSeq and is a predicted model, not a curated record. The coding region runs from base 230 to 931 and encodes 233 amino acids. Gene Ontology annotation, molecular function: ATP binding; dephospho-CoA kinase activity. Lineage: Eukaryota; Metazoa; Arthropoda; Insecta; Diptera; Cecidomyiidae. Gene Ontology annotation, biological process: coenzyme A biosynthetic process.